This is a messenger RNA of Selaginella moellendorffii, 3609 nucleotides long. RefSeq names its product titin. The record is from RefSeq and is a predicted model, not a curated record. NCBI's taxonomy places the organism in Eukaryota, Viridiplantae, Streptophyta, Lycopodiopsida, Selaginellales, Selaginellaceae. Bases 52 to 3546 code for a protein of 1164 amino acids. The transcript is spliced from 19 exons.
GGUUCAUGCUAGGCUAGCUCUAGGCGCUCGCGCUGUGAAGAAGCUUUGGCGAUGGCGAUGGCGCAGCUCCGGCUGGAGUCUGGAGCGGCGCUGGCGGGCGGUCUCCCACAAUGUUCUCUUCUUGCGGCGCCUGGUGUUCGCUGUGCGUCGGAGAGAUUGCUGGAUUGUGAGCAAGGGCUUCGGAUUCACAAUCCAGUAGGGCGCAAAUUCUUGUCGAGAUCAGUGUCGAGGAGAAGAGUAUGGAUUCCAGUUGUUCAAGCCACCAGUACUGCUCGCGACGGUGACGAUACGAAGACUGGAACCAAGAAACUUUUCAAGCUGCCCGGGACGCUCAAGCUUCGUAAGAAGGACACCACUGUGGUGUUUGUAGCAGGAGCCACAGGGAAUGUUGGCUCCAGGACUGUCAAGGAGCUUGUAAAGUCUGGACUGCGAGUUCGUGCUGGAGUGCGAAGCAUUGACAAGGCUGAAAGUAUUCUAGGGGAAACUAUCAGCUCGAUCACAGCCUCCUCACCUUUGGACAGAGUGCUUGCGUUUUUCGGUUUGAGAAAAGACGAUCAGCUAGAGAUCAUAGAUUGCGACUUGGAAAAGCCAGAGGAAAUCGAGUCUGCUCUAGGAAAUUCUGGGGUUGUCAUCUGCGCAAUCGGUGCCAGUGAGAAGGAGGUUCUGGACGUGACUGGGCCGUAUAGAAUCGACUACGAAGCAACGAAAAAUCUCAUAGCGGCAGCCAAGAAUGCAGAGGUGAAGCAUUUCAUUCUUGUUACAUCCCUGGGAACGACUAAGUUUGGUUUGCCGGCAUCUGUACUCAAUUUGUUCUGGGGAGUUUUAAUCUGGAAAGCAAAAGCGGAGAAGGCUUUAAUUGACAGCGGUCUGGCUUACACAAUUGUUAGACCGGGAGGAAUGGAGCGGCCGACUGAUGCAUUUAAAGAAACUCACAAUCUUAGGCUAGCUCCAAAGGAUACAUUUACUGGUGGCCAAGUAUCAAGGCUUCAGGUAGCUGAAUUGCUAGCUUGCAUUGCGAACAAUCUGGAGCUUGCCGAGGACAAAAUUUUGGAAGCAAUAGCGGAGACAAGUGCGCCACUACGUUCUCUCGAAGACCUUUUGAUAGAAAUUCCGUCCCAGAGUGGGAAGGACGAACCUGAUAGGAAAAGCACUCCAGCUCAAGCUGCUGUAAAGGGGAAAGAUGAAGAGGCAUUGGCAAAAGCUGAAGAAAAGCGUGAAAGUGAACAGCUGAAACAAAAAGAAGCACAAAAUGAAGCGAAACGCAAAGCCGCUGAAGCGAAGAGAGCUCAGGAUGAGGCGAAAAGAAAGGCCGUAGAGGCGAAAAAAACUCAAGAAUUACGUCAAAAAAUUUCAAAAGAACUCUCAGCUUUGAAACAACAGGAGAUGGCUGCAGAUGCUGAGGCAAAAAGUCUUCAAAGAAAAAGAAUCGAACUGUCAGAGAAAGCACAAGAAGCGCAAGAAGCAGCUGCGAAAGCGGAGGCCGUCGCCAAAGCUUUACUUGCAGCAGCCAAAGAAGGGAAAACGUUGAGCGAGGUAGAAAAGCGUAAGAUUUUGGAGGCGGAGGCAAAGAAAGUGUCGCAGCCACCGGAAAUCAUUACCAAAACUGCCGUUCCGAAAGCUUCAAAGAAAGUCGCUUCCCUCAAAGAGACUUCCAAAUCCAAAGUAACGGACAAGGUUUUGGAAGCAUCAGUGAAAAAUGAACCGAAGGCGGAAACGAUUCCCCCAAGUAAGAAGUCCACAGAAACAACUCAAGCAGGAGCGAAAGGAGUGGCAACAGCUGACCAGCUUCAGACAAAGAAACCUCAAAAGCCCGUUCCGACGAAGACACCACAAAAUUUGGCUGCUGGCAAGCCGGCAACAAAAUCCGAGGAGCUUCAAAGUAAGCCUGAAAGUCCCACUGAGGAGGUCGAGCAGACUGUUAAAAAGGUGGAGAACGCAAAGCCAGAACCUGCAAAUGAAACCCAGCCAAAGGUUCUACCGACGGAGAAGGAGGAUACCACCGAAAGCGAACCAGCACGACAACCAUUUCGAUGGUUUUGGCAACAAAAAGAGACCGCAAAGUCUUACGAAGCGGAAGCAGAAGCAGAAGCAGAAGCAGAGGCACCUUCCACAGAAGCUACUCUGUCUCCUUAUCCCCGAUAUCCUGACCUCAAGCCUCCUAGCUCUCCGACUCCAGAACCUCUAAGUGAGAGCGAGGCACCCAGUGAAGCGCCAAAUCAAGCACCAAGUGAAGCGCCACAGGCUACUAAAGAAAACGCUGAGAUGACUAGUCGAGAGAGGGAGGAGGCCUCUCUCUUGAAAGCAAAGUCGAAUCUAGCGUUUCGUUGGCCGUGGCAGGACGAAAAUAUUACGGAAACUCCAACAUCAGAGCAAGGAGAAAGUGAAGCACCAUCUUCUGACAUCUUAUCCAGUGCGAGUCAAAAAGAAGCUGUAGAAAGAGUUAACGAUGCAGCAACAAAAGAUCAAUCCAGUGUGAUUCAAGAAGAGAAACAAGAAGAGCCAUCGGAAGCUAUCAUUGCUACAGACGAAGACAGUCCCAGUGUGAUUCCAAAAGAAGCUGAGGACGCAACUGAGGCUGCGGCUACAACUGCCUCCACAGACAUUCGUGCUCCAGAGACUUCUUCGCCCGAGAAAGAAAUAGUUUUGGAAGACAAAGGCAAACUUGAUUCAGAGGCUGUGCAGUUUGAUCCCCAAAGGGUGAAGGAACGAGAACUAGAUUCCCUGGCAAAGGCUAAAGCAGCAACAGCUUUUGUUUGGCCCUGGAAAGUAGCUUCUGCUGGAGAGAAGAAGGGAGAGAAGAAGGUGGAGAAGGAUGAAUCAGAGAAGGUGGAGAAGGAUGAACCAAAGAAGAAGGUGGUCGAGGCAAUCCAGGUGGAUACUCCACCUAUUAUCAGUUCAAGGCCACUUUCCCCGUAUCCCAGCUAUCCCGACUGGAAGCCUCCAACUUCUCCAACGCCCCAGCCUCCGAAGACGGUGCAAAAGGCCGCCGAGGAACCGGGACCUGUUAAGCCUCUCGAGAAGAUAGCAGAAAAGCCUCUGGGGAAGAUCGAAGAAAAGCUUGCGACGGAAGCAGAUGACAAGGAACAGCCAGAUUUCUCGGCUGCCACAGUGAAAGAAAGAGAAGAGGCUGCUCUUGCAAAAGCCAGAGCUGCACUUUCCUGGCGUUGGAAUGCAAGCGCCGAGGACGUGAAAAUCAACUCUGGAAGCUCACAAUCAUCACUCGAGCUAAAGGCUACCACGAGUCCCGUAUUUGAGGAAGCUGCCAUCACACCAACACCAAUCGUGCCAUUGUCACGACCUUUAUCACCUUAUGCCAGGUAUGAGGACUUAAAGCCGCCAGCCUCUCCAAUGCCCAGGCCGCCAAGAGUAGAGGCUGUAAAGGAAGUUCCAAAGAAACACAAAAUGCCACAGACUUCAAGUGCUAGUGUUGGUGACGCUCUUGUUAGUGACGUGGUGGAUGAAGCAGCUGAAGAAGCAAAGUCUAGAGCUGUAGAAGCUCUAGAGAAGGCGAAAGCAUCUGCAGGGAUGAAAUGGCCUUGGGUCUAAAUGCUUGUAACCAUAUUUAUUAAUAAGAGGAUGGAAGCCCAAGCAACUGUACUGAUUUUGUAA